AUGACAGAAUUAACGAAACCCUCAACAUCGAGGACCAAUACUGAAAGGGUGUCGGUGACUUUUGCCGAUGAUGUUGAGGGAGUAGUGUCAAGAAGGAGUUCAUCAAGGUUGUCGAUAAUGGAAAACAUGCAGUUGCCUAAUGAGACUGCGGUUGUGCAAGACUCAGAUGAAGAAGAUUAUUCAGCAAGUGUAAAUGCCAUCAUACAACGUAGAGCAUCAACUAGGAGAUCCAAAAGAAGAAGGGAUAGUAGAAGAGCUAGUUCGCCUUAUACACCAGACGUACUGCCCUCAACAGAAAAUGACAGAAGAAGAUCGUCAGCUUUCACAACUAGUUCUGGCGACACUGCAAUAACAGUUGAAGAUUCAGUUCAAGCCGCUUCUCAAGAGCAAAUUUUCGAGAACAUUAAAAUUCACAAAGAAGUUCUGCAAUAUGUCAAAAUGCAGCCUUGGGAUAUGAGGAAAAAGCUGAAGUUAGUUAUUCAGGCUAAAGCAUACAUAAAGAGACAUGAGGGUGCCCUUCAAGAAAGGCUAGCAAAUAGUGGAUCGACCAAAGAUAGGUUGGCAAGGUUCUACAUCUAUUUUUUGAAGAAUUGGCAGAAAUUUCGCAGAGAAUUGAGCAAUACAUCGAACUGGUUCAUCCCAUGGGAACAGAAAAUCAAGGAAAUCGAAUCGCAUUUUGGAUCGGUUGUUGCAUCCUAUUUCCUAUUUUUGCGAUGGCUUUUCUGGGUGAAUAUAGUGAUUGCUGGAAUCCUGCUGUGUUUUGUAACAGUACCAGAGCUGUUCACUGCAGAUCCAAAAGAAGCAGGUGAUAGAAAGGUAAUUCUACCAGAAGAAAAAUACUCAUCGACCAACUUCCUCACUCUGUGGGAUUUCAAAGGGUAUUUUGAGAUAUCACCACUGUUUUAUGGCUGGUACACGAAUAAUGAUGAUAGUAAAAGAAGAUACAGACUCCCCUUGGCGUAUUUUAUAACUGGAUUGGUAGUUUAUGCUUACAGCUUUUUCGCAACACUGAGAAAAAUGGCGAAAAAUUCAAGGAUGUCCAAAUUAUCGGAAAAGGACGACGAAUGUAUUUUCUCUUGGAAAUUGUUCACUGCUUGGGAUUACAUGAUCGGUAAUUCAGAAGCAGCUCAUAAUAGGGUUGCUUCAAUUGUUAUGGGCUUCAAGGAGGCCCUCUUGGAAGAAGCUGAGAAAAAGAGAGAAGUGAGAAAUUGGAAAAUAACUUCUGCCAGAGUUUUUGUGAAUUUCGUCAUUCUUGGGUUAUUCACAUGUUCUGCUGGUAGUGUGGUAUAUCUUGUGAAACGUUCCACUGAAGAGGACGGCCAGAGGACUUUUUGGAGAAGUAAUGAAUUGACCAUUGUUAUGAGUCUCAUAUCGCUAAUAUUCCCCAUGCUCUUCGACGCUAUGGGGUAUUUAGAGAGGUAUCAUCCAAGGAAACAAUUGAGGAUCCAGUUAGCAAGAAUCAUGGUUCUGAAUCUUCUCAAUUUGUAUUCCCUGAUUAUUUCGCAGUUCGACAAAAUACACGGAAUGAGUGGUGAAAUGACCGGUUACUUCAACAACCUCACGUCGCACAAGAACUUAGAAGUCAUCGAUGGUGAUUUCGAGAGACCUCCUAACAUCCCAAUUGAUAGAGAUGUUGUCUAUUGCUUUCGAAAAUGCUACAUCAAUAGCACAAAAGCUAGUAAACCUUUACUUAUAGCUUCUCUAAUUUUGAACUCGUCCAUCCUCAACCAAGAUAAUAUGUCCACCCCCAACUAUAGCAAAGAAUCGUCAACACCUAGUAUUACUCCAUCCAUACUCCUAGAAGACAAUUCUGGGGAUGAUUAUCCGAAUUACAAUGAAUAUUUUGCUCAGGAUGGGGAAACAGGAUCUUCUGUAGAUGAUAGACUUAACCCAUUGAUCCCAACGCUCUUAACCACCGAUAGCUUGGAAACUUCUGAAGAUUAUACUACCUGGUCAACAGAAAUUGAUGAAAGUGCAUCUUCCACGAUAUACAACAAGCAUUAUUUUCAUGAUGAAUUGAAUGAAGAAGAUGAGAAAAACAAAUAUACUGAUUAUUUAACUUAUAUUUUAUCUGUUGUUGACAGAAAUGCUACUCAUUUAAAAUAUGAAAACAAACCCUGGACUAUAUCGGAAGAAUCUAUAUAUUCUUCAUUAACUACUCUAGACGUCGAAUCGUCUUCUUUAAACGAAGAAAUAGUAACAUCUGAACAUUUUGGAGACUCAACAGUGAGUUCCACUGUGACUCAUACAAUAGCCAAUGAGCGACACUUCCAUACUCAAAAAACAGCUGCAACCGAAGAGGAUUUAGUGUCAGCAAGUACAGCUAAUUCAAAUCUAUCAUCUACGACUGUUGCACCUAAAGAACAACCAUGCGAAACUCCAUCUGAACCUAUCGAAAGUGCUCCUCUUUGUGAGUGGGUAUGUGAAGAAGAAAAACCAAUUAACAUGACUGAAGUGGGCUAUCUCAUUCGUAAAAUGAACAAUACUGACAGGAAAAAAUUACGGGGCCUAUGUUGGGAGACCAUGUUUGGUCAAGAUCUGAUCAAACUAACAGUGAUGGAUCUCAUCAUGACCUUCUUAUCAACUAUGGCUGUAGACUUCUUCAGAGCAGUAUUUGUAAGGGUCAUGAACAAUUGUUGGUGCUGGGAUCUGGAGAAAGUAUUUCCGAAAUACAGCGACUUCAAAGUGGCUGAGAAUAUUCUUCAUCUCGUUAACAAUCAAGGGAUGAUUUGGAUGGGGUUGUUCUUUUCUCCUGGUCUGGCUGUUGUGAAUGUGGUCAAAUUGUAUAUGUUGAUGUAUCUGAGAGCUUGGACUGUCCUCACUUGUAACGUUCCUCCAGAGGUUAUUUUCAGAGCAUCCAAGUCCAACAACUUUUACUAUGCCCUAUUGCUGAUGAUGCUUUUUCUGUGCGUGCUUCCGGUGGGGUAUGCAAUGGUUGUCAUAAAACCCUCUUGGUAUUGUGGCCCCUUUUCUGGUUAUAAAAGAAUGUACACCAUUUUAACUGAAACAAUAACUAAGAUAACGCCACGAUCUUUCGAUCAUGCUCUCCAAUACAUAGUUUCCCCUGGCAGUAUCAUACCUCUUCUUGUUCUCCUCAUCCUCAUCAUAUAUUACUUGACAUCUCUCACAAGUUCCCUAAGAGAAGCAAACAUAGAAUUAAAGCUCCAAUUGAGGAGAGAAAGGACUGAAGAAAGGAGAAAAGUUUUUCAGUUGGUUGACAGAAGAAGACGAGUUGGCUCUGCUGGUUCAGAUCCUAAUAAUCCUCUUCAUAAAUGGAAGAAACUUCUGAAUACCUUUCCUUCGAAUAAAAGCGUUGAUGAUCCAGGAAAAUUGGAAUCUUUCGAUCAGUCGAUGCAGAGUGACAGCGCCAAAGAUGGGAAAGAUUUCUUCUCAAGGCUUAUCAAGAGAGCUCUUGGAAAAUCAUCAAAUUCAAAUAAUAAUAACUACAACAGAGAUGAUGCGUCAGAUCUAGACCAACAAGAUUCACUGCCACACGAUUUGAACAAAAACAACGAAAACAAUGGAACCACUACACCUAAAAGAAGAACGAGCUCUUCAGCAUCGACUAACUUACGACAACUUGUAAAAAUAUUACCAACAAACAAGGAAAACAACGGAACAACAACAGAAAUACAAAGAAACAACACAGAAGAGUAUAUCGUCCAAGAUAACUCUAACAUACCAAAAGAAGAAGAUUCCAAAAGACAAGGAUCAGUGUCUUCCAAUUGGUCAGAUAAUAUUCCAGUAAUCACAAUUAGUGAUAUAGAGCAAGUCGAACUGAGAGAAAAACAGAAAAUCCCAAAUAUUCUAGACCCCAGUGAGCCUAACGCCUCUACGGGAGUCUCGUUCAAAGAAAAAAUCAAGCCAAAAGUUAAGUAUGCACUGAAGAAACAGAGUACAGAAAUUGAUGAAGAGUCAAUCCGUCAUUUCCAUAGGGAGAUCAUGAAACAGAGAUCCCAGACUCUAGUUCACGAUACUUUUCGAGAGGAACUCGAACUAAAGUCGCUAGAAAAGCCUAUCAAAAUGGAGGAAAGUCACAGAUCUGAUAACAACAGAGAUCAACCAUCAAAUGAAGAAAGUAGGGUCACAUUUAAAACUACCGAAUCAGAACAAUCUAGUUUGGAUAGGAAAGAUUCUGUUUUUUAUUGA
Messenger RNA from Coccinella septempunctata (seven-spotted ladybird), 4149 nucleotides. Its product is annotated as transmembrane channel-like protein 3. The record is from RefSeq and is a predicted model, not a curated record. Gene Ontology annotation, molecular function: mechanosensitive monoatomic ion channel activity. NCBI's taxonomy places the organism in Eukaryota, Metazoa, Arthropoda, Insecta, Coleoptera, Coccinellidae. Gene Ontology annotation, cellular component: plasma membrane. The coding region runs from base 1 to 4149 and encodes 1382 amino acids. The transcript has 12 exons.